Messenger RNA from Synchiropus splendidus (mandarinfish), 3521 nucleotides. Its product is annotated as USP6 N-terminal-like protein. The record is from RefSeq and is a predicted model, not a curated record. NCBI's taxonomy places the organism in Eukaryota, Metazoa, Chordata, Actinopteri, Syngnathiformes, Callionymidae. The coding region runs from base 216 to 2417 and encodes 733 amino acids. The transcript is spliced from 14 exons.
AGCGUCAGACAGCUGCGGGCUCGCCGCAUGUGCAGCAGCUCUUGAGGGAUUACGCCGCUUGACCAGCAUCCAUGUCAGCCGGCGACAGUCGGCGACACACCGUCCGCUGCCCAACACCCUGACGGCUCCUGUGGACGGCGCCGGGAGAAUGAGAACAGUGCUUUCUCUUUCUAGUCGUCGGCUGAAGAAGGGAAGUCACUUGGAACGAUUUCGAGAUGAAGAAGGACAUAGACACGUUGAUCGCGGAGGAGCAUGCAGACAUCAUCUCCAAGUAUGACAAGGGCAGACAAGAAGGUGUCAAUAUUGACCCAUGGGAGGAUGCUGACUACAGCAUCUAUAAGGUCACAGAUCGCUUCGGCUUCCUGCAUGAGAAGGAGCUGCCGACUCCCAGUGCCCUCGAAGAGAAGCAAAAGCACCAGGAGAUAGAGCGGGUGGAGAAGUGGCUGAAGAUGGUGAAGAACUGGCACAAGUACAGGAACAGUGAAAAGCUGAUAAAACGUGUGUAUAAAGGAAUCCCACUGCAGCUGAGGGGCCAGGCCUGGGCUUUGCUGCUGGACAUCGAGAAAGUCAAGAAAGAAAACGAGGGGAAGUACGAGAAAAUGAAGCUGCAGGCCCGACACUUCUCCACCGAGAUCAAGCAGAUAGACUUGGAUGUCAACAGAACCUUCCGGAACCACAUCAUGUUUAUGGACCGCUUUGGAGUGAAGCAGCAGGCUCUCUUCCAUGUGCUGGCAGCCUACUCUGUAUACAACACGGAGGUGAGCUACUGCCAAGGGAUGAGUCAGAUCGCUGCCAUCCUGCUGAUGUACCUGAAUGAAGAAGAUGCCUUCUGGGCCCUGUCCCAGCUUCUGACCGACGGCAGACACGGCAUGCACGGCUUCUUCAUCCCAGGGUUCCCCAAACUGCAGCGCUUCCAGGCGCACCACGAGCGGAUCCUCUGUAAAAUGCUGCCUAAGCUGAGGAAGCACCUGGAGAAGGAGCAGAUGAUCACAGGCAUCUACACCACCAAGUGGUUCCUGCAGUGCUUCAUCGACAGAACUCCGUUCACCCUCACGCUGCGCCUGUGGGACAUCUACAUCCUGGAGGGCGAGAAGGUGCUGACGGCCAUGGCCUACACCACGCUCAAGCUGCACAAGAAGCGGCUGCUGAAAUGUCAGCUGGAGGACCUGAGGGAGUUUCUCCAGGAGCAGCUGUCCGACUCCUUCCUCCUGCCCGACGAUGAAGUGGUGGAGCACCUGCAAGCGGCCAUGUCCGAGCUGCGCAGCAAGAAGCUGGACCACCCUCCACCAGCGAAGUCUGAUGAGCUGCCAAAGAAGCCGCUGGGUCAAGAGAGGCCAGUCGUUCUCCGGCCAGUGCAGCCGGACUCUCCGCUGGAGGUCAAAGCCAAUUUGCAGUCCAGCAGGGAGGUGUCCCAGACGGACAGCACGCCAUCUUCUCCACCAGAGCAAGCUCCAUCCAGCAAGCCUCCGGUGUUGCCUCCUAAACCUCCGAAGUCUGCGGCUGACGUAGGCCCAGAUGUGUGUCCGGCAGAGAGCAGAGGGAGGGUCGAGGACCCACCUGCUGAGACCAGUGAGGACCAGUGGCCGCCUCCCUAUGAGCCUCCUGCCGUGGGUGUUCCCGUGGUCUGUCCAGAGAUCUCGGACCUGCCUGACCUCCCUCCUCCGCCACUGUUCGACUCUGAGCAGAAUCCCCCAGACUCUGCCAAAAGAAGUGCCCCGCCGGUCCCUCAAAUGAAGCCGUCUUCAGAACUUUUAUCCAAACCCUCCUCUUCCACCUCCAGACUCCUCCCACUGAAGCCAUCAAAGUUCCCUGUCUCUCUCUACGUCCCGGGGUCACCUGGAGACAGGCGACCGUCCAACGUCUCCCAGUACGACAACCUGUCCGAGGCGGACGAGGAGGACCGGUCCUCAGAGCGGCUGCCUGCUUCUACCCCGGAGGAGGCCGCCAAUGGUCAAGCAGCUGCCUUUGACAGAGACUACGACCCCGCCCUCUAUCCUCUCCCCCCGCCGCCACUCUUCAUCCCCCCCUCCGCAUCCCCAAGCCCGCUGUUGCGCUGCCCGCUCCCAAGUUUGCCCCAGGAGCCGGAUUUUGACGGGGACGGCAGCUGGGUAGAGGAGCCCAUCAUCCCUCCUCCCCCUCCCAGUUUUGCUGACAGACUCACACCCUUCCAGUACAGCGCCACCAGCUGUUCAGAGACACACAGAGCCACUUCACCCACCAGCUACUCCAAGGGUUUCUCCCGGGGACCUCGGGGCCACUCGGCUUUCCCAGCUCCACUGUUGUAUACCGGAUCCCCACCGGGCCUCUCCAGAUGCUCCAGCCCUUCCUCUGUAGGGGUCCCCCUGGUCAGGUCCAGCCCAGACUUCUGCAGGAUGCCCCCUCCUGGUGGGCAGCUUCCCAAAUCAGUGACUUUCUGAAGACAUUCACAUCAAUAAGAUUUUCCUGUUUAGUUUGAGCGGGGUCAAGAGGUUGCACAAGGCCAGUAGCUUUUUUUUUUUACAGUGAGUUUUGUACAGUACAUAUUUCUGUGAUGUUUCCGCUGUGUCGAACUUCAAACCACCUCCACAUGGUGUUACACUUCAGCACGUACCUGGAGGUUUCAGAGAAGCGAGAACUUGAUGCUUACAUUUAUGGUCUAGUCAUUUCCAGUGUUUUCUCAAAGUCCUCAGAAAUGUUGCUCAAGUGUAGCACCAUGUGGUUCCUGGUCAGGUUUGCUGUCUUUUCUGCUCCUUUUGUGUGUGUGGAGUUAAAAGAGCCGAUCACAACAGUGUCUUAAAACAAACUGUGGUGCUGUUUUCGUAACCGAAGGGCUUUUAACUUCAUCUGUUAAGCGUUUGCUUUCAUAAACUGCGAAAGCUUUGAUAGCCAGGGGCCACUAGAGGGCACUCUCGCUACAUUAUAUCGACUUUUAUUUUUUUUAGUUCUGAACUGGCUCCACUGGUCAUAGCCACAAUACAGAUUGUGCAAUUCUUAUUUAUGAAAAUGUGUCUCAGCACAGAUGUACAGAUUUCUUUCAUAGCUUUACAAAACUGCACGGUAAAAGCACAGUUAAGACUAAACGGAAGACGAGCCAUGUUUCGAAGUAAGGACCUAUAAAAGCAAAGAAAAGUUUUGACAAUCUGAAGUGUUUUAUAUCGUUUCCUGUAUGAACCUGAUCACCAUGUGUGCAUGAGCAUCCAGAAUGUGGAUCAUGACACCAGCACACAGACCGACGCUUGUGUUCAACGUAUUUGAUAAAGAGUUUACUGAGUAGAGUCGGACUCCUGGAGUUACUGCACACCCACAGAAUCAUUUUAUUGAAGUAUAUAAGUUAAACAAAUUUAUACAAAAUGUUGUAAACAAACUUCAAAAGCUCCACGAUAACACACCGUAAAAAGUACAUUAGCAGCGUAGGAAUUGGAUUUCAGUGAGGCCCUCAACCCUGAUUUGUUUAAAAAGUGUUUUUUGACAAGAGCGUCAUCAUUGUUUACCUAAAAAAAGGGGCUUAAAUUCAUGUAACAUAUUUGGUCUCCAUCAAAAAA